Molecule: messenger RNA, 183 nt
Organism: Pelobates cultripes (western spadefoot toad)
Lineage: Eukaryota; Metazoa; Chordata; Amphibia; Anura; Pelobatidae
Source: the annotation of a GenBank genome assembly
AUGUCGGACUCACCACAGCAGACUCAAGACUUUCAGUCCAUAAUAAACGCUGCAGUUGUGGCCUCCAUGGAAAAGGCCAUUUCAAAAAUAUUGACGCACCUCCCUCCAGAAAACCCCACCCAGGGGAUAACGGCCCAGGACACGGAGGAGCAAGCGAGGCAAAAAGAGCCUAAUGGGCCCUAA